AUGAUUGAGCAGCUCGACUGCCUCGGACUUUACCUCAACCAGCCAGAGCCGGCGAUCCUAUGCAUUCAAUGCAAGUUCGCCCUCAAGGCCGAUGGAGACCGUGUCUCGCGGCACCUCGGAGAGCGGCAUGGCAUCUCCAAGCUGGCUCGUCGAGGGCUUGGCCCAUUCAUCCGAACCCUUCGCCUUCCAGACCCAAAGACACUGCCAGUGCGGUCGGAUGGCUCUUCACCCCACCCUCACCUCCGCAUCCAGCAGGGCGCCGCCUGCAGGCAUUGCGGGCUCCGAUCGACUAGCCUCGAGGUUCUCUCUCGGCACUUAAAGAAAGUCUAUCCCCAGGAUAUCCAGCAUAGCAGAGGACGCGGCUUCCCUGAGAGUCACUGGCUGCAGGACCAUAUCCUAGACCGACUUACAAUCACGUGCCAAAAGUCUGGAAUCGCCUCACGGCAACCCCACUUUCUGCGAAAGUCGCUCAUCAAUCCCUUCUUCUUUGACCUCCAGAAUUAA
Fusarium falciforme is the source of this 504-nucleotide messenger RNA. RefSeq lists its product as hypothetical. The record is from RefSeq and is a predicted model, not a curated record. The transcript has a single exon. NCBI's taxonomy places the organism in Eukaryota, Fungi, Ascomycota, Sordariomycetes, Hypocreales, Nectriaceae. The coding region runs from base 1 to 504 and encodes 167 amino acids.